UAUUUAUUUUUUAUUGUGAAGGAUGGAGGGGGCGUGGCCAUCCUUGUGGCGUCACUACCCAUCAGGUCGUCGACCACUGAGGGGAUGAAGGCAAGAGGAGCCGCUUCACAUUGCCUGCACUAAAAUAGACAUCAAUUAAUUACAAUAAGGGCGGGGCACGCACGAGCAGGAGGGAGCGUAUCAGGAGUCGUGGGUGUCGCCUUCAGGAGUCCCCAUCAACCCCUCAUGCGCUUGGACCGCUCCUGAUCCCCAACGCAGCGAGUAGCCAGCACCUCCGCCAGCCGAGAUGGACGACGACGGACGUUACCGGGACAACCGCUCUGACUUCAUCCGCGGAGCCAAGGACAUCGCCAAGGUGGCCAAGAAGCAGGUGGGCAAGAAAAUGGGGCGCGGCGUGGACAAGAUGGCCGACGAGUACACCCGCCGCUCCUACAAGCGUUUCGAGGAGGAAGACGAUGACGACGACUACGCCGGGGUGCCGGUCGGCGAAGACGGCGGCGGUAGAGGCUACUACCGCAACGAUAGCCGCGCCAACGAUGACGACGCCCACAGUGACUCUACCGAAGGCCACGACGAGGACGACGAGAUCUACGAGGGCGAGUACCAGGGCAUCCCGCGGGGAGACUCGGGCAAGGCGGACGGCGCGGCGGUGCACGCGCAUGCGCAGGUGCAGGCACAGCACUUCCGGGACCUGUCGGCGUAUGAAGGCGAGCGCAGGAAGGACCAGGAGGAGCUGGCCCAGCAGUACGAGAGCAUCUUGCAAGAGUGCGGCCAUGGAAAGUUCCAGUGGACGCUCUACUUCGUGCUGGGUUUGGCACUCAUGGCCGACGGCGUGGAGAUCUUCGUCGUAGGCUUUGUGCUGCCAAGCGCCGAGAAGGACAUGUGCCUGUCGGAACCCAACAAGGGAAUGCUGGGCCUGAUCGUAUAUCUGGGAAUGAUGGUGGGUGCGUUCGUGUGGGGCGGCCUGGCCGACCGCAUCGGGCGGCGGCAAACGCUGCUCAUCUCGCUGUCCAUCAACAGCGUAUUUGCCUUCUUCUCGUCCUUCGUGCAAGGCUACAGCUCCUUCCUCUUCUGCCGCCUGGCUUCCGGAGUCGGCAUCGGUGGCUCCAUCCCCAUCGUGUUCUCCUACUACUCCGAGUUUCUGGCUCAGGAGAAGCGAGGGGAGCACCUCAGCUGGCUCUGCAUGUUCUGGAUGAUCGGCGGCAUCUACGCCUCGGCCAUGGCCUGGGCCAUCAUUCCACACUAUGGCUGGAGCUUCCAGAUGGGCUCAGCCUACCAGUUCCACAGCUGGCGCGUCUUCGUACUGGUGUGUGCGUUCCCCUCGGUGGCGGCCAUUUCGGCCCUCACCACCAUGCCCGAGAGUCCUCGCUUCUACCUGGAGAAUGGGAAACACGACGAGGCUUGGAUGAUUCUGAAGCAGGUGCAUGACACCAACAUGAGGGCCAAAGGAUAUCCGGAGAGAGUGUUCUCUGUGACCACCAUCAAAACAGUGAAGCAGAUGGACGAGCUGGUCAACUUGGGAGAUGGCGCCGCUUGGCACGAGAAAUGGAGAAUAAAACUCACCUCGCUUUUCCAUCAGGUGUGGAGUAAUUUCCAGACGGUUUUCUCCCCCGAGUACCGCCGCACCACUUACAUGAUGAUGGCCGUCUGGUUCUCCAUGUCCUUUAGCUACUACGGUCUGACCGUGUGGUUCCCCGACAUGAUCAAGUACCUUCAGAAGCAGGAGUACGCCUCACGCACCAAAGUUUUUGUCAAGGAGAAGGUGGAGCACGUCACCUUCAACUUCACCCUGGAAAACCAGGUGCACCGCCAGGGGGAGUACUUCAACGACAAGUUCAUGAACCUGAAAAUGAGGUCCAUGGUGUUUGAGGACUCGCUGUUUGAGGAGUGCUACUUUGAGGACAUCACCUCCAGUAACACUUUCUUCAAGAACUGCACUUUCAUUGCCACCCUCUUCUACAACACAGACCUGUUCAAGUACAGGUUGGUCAACAGCCGUCUGAUCAACAGCACCUUCCUGCACAACAAGGAGGGUUGCCUGCUGAGCGACGUGAGCGAUGAGAACAACGCCUACAUGGUCUACUUUGUCAGCUUCCUGGGGACCUUGGCCGUGUUACCGGGCAACAUCGUGUCGGCGUUGCUGAUGGACAAGAUCGGCCGGCUCAGGAUGCUCGCGGGUUCCAGCGUGAUUUCCUGCGUCAGCUGCUUCUUCCUGUCAUUCGGCAACAGCGAGUCAGCCAUGAUCGCGCUGCUUUGCCUGUUUGGCGGCAUCAGCAUCGCCUCCUGGAACGCCCUGGAUGUGCUGACCGUUGAGCUCUACCCCUCCGACAAGAGGACCACGGCGUUCGGCUUCCUCAACGCGCUGUGCAAACUGGCGGCGGUGCUGGGAAUAAGCAUCUUCACGUCGUUCGUGGGCAUCACCAAGGCCGUGCCCAUUCUCUUCGCUUCGGGGGCGCUGGCGGCCGGCAGUUUCCUGGCCCUCAAACUACCUGAGACCAGGGGUCAGGUGCUGCAAUAAUAAAAGGCCAUAGGGGAGCUUACGGAGGUGAGAUUGGAGCUUUAGUCACAAUUGGUUUGAAUGGAAUCAUGACACAAUUUGUAGACACCCCCUCCAAAAAUGUGGCGGAAGUCCGGGGUCCGGGAACUGGGAGGCUCCUGAUGGUGAGCCAUACAAAAUCCGAUAGCUUGUCCACUCACAUACACCAAUCAUUCCAUUUGAUGCCUUUCUUUGAAAAAAAAAAAAAUGAGAGGCGUUUUCAUCGAUGGUCGUUUUGUUGACACUUAAGCAUUCCGGGUUUGUUUUUGUUGUGGUGGGCACAAACGAAGCCCCUCUUGCCCUUUAAAAACAUGAUUUACGUUCAUUAACGUCGACUUGAAAGUCAUCAAGUGUCCAUUUAAAGCACAAGCGUAGUGCGAGUGUGCGUGCUCUCAUAUCGUAAAUCCCUUUGUAGAGAAAUGGCUUUUUAGGACUUCUCCUGGCCCCGCCCACCUCCACCUCGUGUUAUGCAUGUCCAAGUGUAUGUAUGUACAUGUAUGGAUUUACAUGUACUCAAAAAGCAUCAAAACCAUGUACAGUACAGAUGUGAGACCAGGCUCUUUUCAAAAUGCCGCUUUUCCACCGCAAGGUACCCAAGCACUCCAGCAUUUGAACAGAAUCACAAAGAAGCGACAAUCGUCUCUCUUCUCACCGAGUCAGCCACCACCUCAACAUUUGUUUAUCAACCUGCCCGCGCUGCUGCAAAGUGUGUUGAAAUUCCAGCUUUUUAUCGAGACCAUUUGGCCCUGACUUCAAAUGCUGAUAUGGAAGCGUUCAAAAAGCUGGCAAACUUUCAGUCAGAAAGCAGGCGGAGUCUCACGUGACUUGGUUUGACAAAAAUUCGAUACCUUUGGUGUGGCAGAGAUCUUAGGAAUGUUGCUCAAGCCAUGUUUCAAACCAUGCUCAAAGUAUAACAUCUAUCUAAAAAAAAAAUGAGCACAAUGGAGCAAAAUAAGGUAGGCGACUUUUAUCCAAGAGGAGACUGCGAGCAGCUGGAUAACAACAUCAGGCGCCACAGUCUCCACUUGGCUGCAAGGUGAAGAUCAACUUAGCAAGCAUGUUUUCCUUCCAGAUUAGCCAUGGGUGAGGAGGAGACCAAUUUCAUCCAAGACGAGACAGAGGGCAGCGAAGUGGAGAAUAUGGAGUACAGCUAAGGCUAUGCUAACAUUAGCAUUUGUUUAUUCUUCCCCUCAGCCCAAGAAAUAGUCCCUGGUACGGCAAGAGCAUCGUGGUGCAGUGGAAAAGCGACAUUAUUAUUAUGUGUUACGUAAGAGAUGACAAGAUACGCCUAAUAUAUGAAAUUAUCUUCAUAACAAUUAUGAUAACGACCUGUGUGAAGUGAAUGUUAGCCUGAUUGUCGUGCAAUAUGGAACCCUUCCCGUGCAAUAUCCCCCCCCAUCAUCAUUUUAUUACUGAUGAUUUUCUUUUUUGGGGGUUGGCAAAAUAAUUUCACCAAACUAGACAUACCCUGCAGGGCUUGACCAAUAGGUGGCGCUAAUCAUGUGUGAAAAUGAGAUUCACUGCCAAGGGCUGAGAGUGUAACAGCACAGGGUAGAUUCAACAAAAACACAGCAACCGUCGUUCACAUCCGUUCACAUCGUUUAUGUCGAAAACUGCCAUUUUAUAGGAUAGCAGCCAUAUUAGAUGCAACUUUAUGUACAGGGCAGUCGCAAUUCCAUUUUUAUUUGAAUUUGUUCACCGCCGUAUCCCAAAAAGGAUUCAAUUUAUUUCACUCAAAAUUCUGCACACAACACAACCAAAAAACAUGGACGGAGAUUCUUUAUAAUUCCAUUUUUUGCUAAUUUAUUGAAAAGUAAAUUUACGAUCACACAUUUGUCAACAACAUAUCUGAUUGGUACUCGUCAGUUCCCAGAACUGAAAAAUUCCUGAAACUUUCGCUCCAGAUUCUCUUUCAUCGUGUUUCAUGUCAAAUUUGAUUCAAAUAAUUUCUGUUAGAUUGAAUGCAUUCAUUUUUCCUUUCAAAUUCAAAACUCCAUUGUGAUUUUUUUUUUCACUUGAGGCAAAAAGAAGGCCCUUUUACAGUAGUACCUUUGAAAAUAUUUGAUUGGAACCGUUGAAUUCCUGGAACUACAAGUCCCCAGAAAUAAUUUCUGGAACUUGUGCGUCAGGUUGUCUCCGGUCUACUUAAAUUGACCUGAAUUCUGGGUUAAAAACAACACCCGGUUAAUACUUUCAGUGGUCCGGUAACCAAUAUACCCUGAAGCUAACUUCCAGGAACUAAAGAUGACAACAACUUAAGAGUUCUUGGAACUACAAUUUCAGAUUUUCUAUCAUUUAUUUGAAUUUUGUUUUGGGGUAAAGAAAAGACCAUUCAUGCAGUGGAUUAAAACCUGGAGUGCCAGGAACUAAAGCUACGCAGAACAAAAAGUUCCUGGAAUUUUAGCUUCAUAUUACAGGAUUGUCUUUUGUUCUUGGGCUAAUGAGAAAAGACCAAUAAAUCUGAUUGUAACCUUUUAAUUCCCUAUAGGUGCAAAAAAA
Messenger RNA from Hippocampus comes (tiger tail seahorse), 5035 nucleotides. RefSeq names its product synaptic vesicle glycoprotein 2A (gene sv2a). Gene Ontology annotation, molecular function: transmembrane transporter activity. Lineage: Eukaryota; Metazoa; Chordata; Actinopteri; Syngnathiformes; Syngnathidae. The coding region runs from base 287 to 2518 and encodes 743 amino acids. The transcript has 13 exons. Gene Ontology annotation, biological process: chemical synaptic transmission; transmembrane transport. The record is from RefSeq and is a predicted model, not a curated record. Gene Ontology annotation, cellular component: neuron projection; synaptic vesicle membrane.